Saccostrea cuccullata (small rock oyster) is the source of this 3636-nucleotide messenger RNA. RefSeq lists its product as uncharacterized. Bases 66 to 3455 code for a protein of 1129 amino acids. NCBI's taxonomy places the organism in Eukaryota, Metazoa, Mollusca, Bivalvia, Ostreida, Ostreidae. The transcript is spliced from 17 exons. The record is from RefSeq and is a predicted model, not a curated record.
UAUGAAAUGCAAAUCCCCUGCUUGUAAAUUUGAUUUAGCCUCCAGACUCUGGCUUAAAUACAACGAUGAUUUGGCAGUACAUAAUUCCACUAAUUAUUUUCAUGGCGGCUUUAGACAACGUAACUUUGCAGGCAAAUGAUACUACUUAUGCAUCUCUCUCUUUGGAAGAGAUGGUGAGUGGAUUUCGUUUCCAACAAUUGCAGCUGUCAACAACAAUGAUGAACGCUAGUAUUCACGCGAGACUUCCCGAAAAGUUGGCUUCUGCAGAGGCACAAGAGGCGGAUCAAAGGGAAGCAAAAGCAUUCAGAGCCUUUCAUGAAGCCCAGACUCCAUUUAUCGCCACAACAUCGCUCUACAACUUAGGGUACAUAGGUCGUGGUUAUGAUUUAUUCAAGGGGAACCCCCUCAGUGACGACGGGGUGGUGGAUCAAGGAUUUCGCCUCCCGAUCAUGGAAUUACCCUACACCCACAAGUUUACUGCCGACGGAGAAUAUCGGAUUCCAGAUAAUGUUGAUGUCAUUGCAGAAUCAAGCGCCAAGUUUGGAUCCUCUUUCUAUUCAGUGCAGUCGGAGUCGGACUAUAAAAGAAUGUUGAGUGUGGACGCCUCGGUAAAUGCUGCAAGGGGUGGAUGGGGCGUUAGUGCCAGUUUCAGUGCCAGUGCAUCUUAUCAAAAAAAUACGCGGGAAAUUCAUAAAGGGGAGACAACAACUUUAAACAUUGUCAGCCGAGCUGUGGCAUACAGAGCUCGUAUGUCCGAGACCGCCAAAAUGUCAAAGGUAAAUGAAUACGUUGAGAAAGCUGUGAUGUUGCUGCCUAUGGAGAAUUGUGAGGACGAAUCAUUGCAAGAAAUGUACCUCAAUUUUAUACGCGAGUUUGGGACCCACUACACAACCCAGGUAGUCAUGGGGGCAAAAGCAGUUCAACAGCUUACCUUUGACAAAUCUGACCUUUCAAGACUGGAAUCGGAAGGUAUUAGUGCUAAGGUAGCUGCACAAGCCUCCUUCAGCGGAUUAGGUGCCUCGGGCGGUGGAGGGUUCAGUGUGGGGGUUGGCUCCAAAGAGGAGUCAAAAGAGCGUGUGCAAAAUACCAACAAAGAACAAUAUGAAUAUUACAUCGGCGGGAAUCCACCAUCCGGGGAUUUUUCAUUAGGAAGUACCGAGAGUUUACGAGAAUGGGCGAGAUCUGCAGAUGAGAAACCGGUACCGAUUCAGUACAGACUGACCUCCAUUGAGACGCUCUUGAAGCCUGGAUACUUUAAAGAUAUUACUUAUGGUUUGUUUGAAAGACGUCAAUGUUUACGUCGGGCCCUGUAUACUUACUGUAAGUCGACGGCAUCUCCUUCCCUGUGUAAUCCGCCAGACGGCGCUUCUACGACUCUUACUUCACGACGCAAACGACAGGCCGAGGAUGUCAAAAGGUUCAAUGAUGGUAUAAAGUUCGGUGAUUUUGUCACUCUUCGGAACAGAAAUUCUACGAAAUAUUUGGCGUUGUCCACCUCCACGGGAUACUUAUAUGGGACAGUCACGAAACCACUCGUGCAAGUCGACAGUAUCACGAAUUAUGACGGACUCUUUCAAAUCAAGUCUGGAGAUGACGAUUCCACAACACUAGGAACUCCAUUGGUGUAUGGUCAGAGUUUUAAACUUGUGUCAGUGGAGGCAGGAAAUCUGUUUACUGGAAGAUUAUUUAUUGAUGAUAUAAGCAGAGCCCCUACAAGUAAACUUGAAACUCUCUUUAAACGACAGGACGGACGGAAAUUUUCAGCUCCAGGGGAUAUCACUGAUUUCUCCAUCUUCCAAAGAUUAGAAAAAGAUCGGUCGUAUGUGAUAAGUUUGCAGAUAAACUGUUCUGGAAGAGACAAUCCUCCACAAUAUCAAGUGAAUCUGGAGGGGACAGCAGGGACUGCUAAGUUUGAAAUGGACAAUCUAUGUAAAGGUGGAUACUAUGGUCGGACUUCCUGGUAUCAUGGAGCCUUUGCCGACAAAGAUAUUGGUCAACUUCAGCGUGUCAGGUUAAUGGGCAGAGGAACUGAACCAAUCAAAGGGAUUCAAAUACUAAUAGGACAGGGUCGUGACAUUCUGAGACACAUUGCAACUGGUUUAAGUUCAAUCGGAUACGAAUAUAGGUUUGAUAUGGGAACAGCAGAAAGGAAACCAGUUGAAAUUGACAUCUACCCUGCACUGUUCUCCUUCCAUAGUAAAACACACCCGGCGGGGAGCGUGGUGAGACGUCGAGACACCGUCUUUAUAGAGGUCGUGUCAGCCGUGGACAGAAAAUCAUUCUGGGGUCAACCAGUGUCCCACUUACUGUCCAACAAAAACGGAAUGGUCACUAUAAAAGAAAAGGGACCAGUGCCGCACAAAGCCAAGAGAGGCUGCAGUGGCAUCAUUUUCCCCGACAAUGGCAUACUUGGCGUCUUUAAUAAUUUUGAAAACCGUUACUUUGUGUCUUUUGGCGUCGAUGUCAUGAUAACCACAAUUUCAAUCAGAACGAAAAGGAGUUAUCUGGCAAACCAGUAUUCAGUGGAAUACAUCGAUAGAAACAGUCCAGACUUUCAGACGUUACAACACAUUACCAGAAGACCUACCUCAGGAAAUGUUAAUAAUAUGGAAAUCACGUUUCCACAAAUGUAUCUCUCCGCAAUCCAAGUGUAUGUGAAAGGCGUAGCUGACUUCGCAGACAACGUAAAUAGCUUGCUGAUAAGGGGGUGUCCUAGUGCUCUUGUAGAGGCCGAACCCCAUAGCACAGACGCAGAGGAAUGGGAUUUAAGACUCAGCGAAAACCAAGUUCAAACGUACCCAUAUUUACGAGUUGUCCCAACACAAUACAACGUGUCCAAUUUUGAUAAAGUUUUCCAAGAACUUGAAAAGCCUUUCUCUUCAACGAAUUACAGAAAAGUGAUAGACUUUGAACCAAACCAGAGGGGAUGUGUGGUGGACCAGAACUACAUCCAAAACUAUCUGAUGAUCACUGACGAAAUUGAAGGGCUGAAGUUCCGGAAUACUCGGGUGAAGUCUUCUGGGAUAUCUGUCACAAUCAUUACUGACGUCAUGGCCAUAAAUAAGAUAAUGUACGAACAGAACAUGCCGGCGGUGGAUAGUUUGCUUCGUAUGGCGGUACAGAGGUACCCCUGUAACUCCAGAGAUGUUAUCUUCUCUUUACAACCGUCGUUGGAGGAGGGAGCGGGCCUGUCGACUACAGUUAUUGCAGUGAUAACUAGUCUAGCUCUUUUGGAUGUAGCGACGAUAGCUAUUUUGAUAAUUGUAUGUGUGAUAAGGCGAAAGCGCGGAACGACAGUAGAUAGACCUGACAGACAACCAACGACGAAAAAGAAUAUCAACAUUGAAGAGGGGGAAAAUCACGAAUACAUGUACCCUAACAGGUCCUUUGAGGACACGAGGCUUCAGCCCCAGGCUCCCCCCGCUAUUCCAUCCCAACAGAGGCGGAUGACAUAAAUUUGACAAUAACCUCUCCCAAACCACAUACACACAGAACAUAAAGCACAGUAUGUUGAUACUUUCACUUCAAUUAUUUUUUAUGUAGCUCACCUGAGCCGAAGGCUUUUAUAAUGUAAACAAGGCUAUUGCUUUGUUUUUGUUUACAUAUCUAAAUUUAUCAUAUUCAUUUUACAACAAA